AUGAGCGAUUUAAAGAUUUGCGUGAUGGGUUCAGGUGGUUGUGGUAAAAGCUGCAUCACCAUCCAAUUCAUUCAGGGCACAUUUGUCCAACGUUACGACCCAACCAUCGAAGAUUCCUAUCGAAAACAUCUCGAAGUCGAUCAAAAAGUUCGAGUCUUGGACAUUCUCGACACGGCAGGUCAACAAGAAUAUUCAGCCAUGCGUGAUUCUUAUAUGCGAACUGGAGAUGGAUUUGUUUUUGUUUUUGACUUGACAGAUCCUUCUUCAUUGGUAGAUGCACUUGAAAUGCAUGAACAAUUACAACGAUCCAAAGAUAGAGAUGACGUGCCAGUGGUACUUGUAGGAAAUAAGUGUGAUUUAGUGAGUGAAAGAGCCAUUUCCAAGGAAGAAUGUUUGGAAUCUGCAAAGAAAAUGGGUCAAUAUUGUAAAUAUGUCGAAGCUUCUGCCAAAGAGAAUGUGAAUAUUACAACCAUCUUUGAGACGGUGGUCAAGUUAGUGGAUGGAUAUGAAAUUGAUGAAAUGAAUGGUGUGAGUGACGAUGAAGAGGAAGUCGUAAAGGUACAGGACAAGAACUCACAAACAUUGAAAAAGAAGAAGAUUCGAAUGCCAAAGAUGAAAUUGAAUUCAAAGGCUCAAUGUUCUCUGUUGUAA
Messenger RNA from Naegleria lovaniensis, 651 nucleotides. RefSeq lists its product as uncharacterized. The record is from RefSeq and is a predicted model, not a curated record. Gene Ontology annotation, cellular component: plasma membrane. Lineage: Eukaryota; Heterolobosea; Eutetramitea; Acrasida; Naegleriidae. The transcript has a single exon. Gene Ontology annotation, molecular function: GTP binding; GDP binding; GTPase activity. Gene Ontology annotation, biological process: signal transduction. Bases 1 to 651 code for a protein of 216 amino acids.